CAGUCAUCUGGAGUGCAAGUCGACCAAGAUGUCAUCGAUGCCUUUAAGGAAAUCAAGUCGAAAAAGUCGCACGCAUACGUGGUGAUGAAAAUCGAAGACAAAAAGAAGAUUGUUGUCGAGAAGAAAGGAUCCAAACUGCCCCCGAAUUGCUCUCAGACACGGAAUGAGGAAAUUUUUAACGAGAUGAAAAACUCCUUGGGCGAGGAACCGCGCUAUAUAGUUUUUGACUUCUGUUUCACUCGGUCAAACCAGACCGUUUCACAGCCGAAGCUAACGUUUAUCAGCUGGUAGGGCACGAUCUACAGUAAAACUGCGUCAACUCGAACUCUGAAGAGAAACGGGUCGGCGGAUUGAAAAAUUCAAUUUGUCAUGUUAAAAUUGAUAGUUACUGAUUUCUCAGUAAUUUAUUUUAUGGUGCAGUGCAAAUUUACUCAUUUCACGGUAAUUAACGUGAUUAGGCAUUUGUAUGUUAUAAAAAAAGUGGUCCGUUCGUUUCACCAAUUAAGUCAGUCAAGACCAGUGUUAGUUUUAGUGUUUCUACGCUUUGACGCUUAAGAAGAGGCAAUGGGAUGGCAUCCGUGUGGAGUUAAAAGUGCCAGACUUUCAGUUAUCGGGGUAAAUUUCAGUCACUCUUUGAUCGAAGGAAAGCGAGUAAAAAUGACUUGAAAGUGGGGUGAAAUCCAACGAAAACUGGAUAUAGUUCCAGUUACCUAGCGGGGAGUUCGUUUUCACUGUCACGCAACAAAAAAAAAAAUAAAUUGGAAACCGUCCAACGGAAGAAGCCAAGAAAAAAGCAGUGUUAUAAAAGACUAAUAUAUAAACAAUUUGUCCAGUUCUCAGGUCUUUGAGGAGCACAGUUCCUGAGUUGUUUGCCGAAACGUUUCACCCAUUUUUGUAGAGCUUUGUAUGGAGACGCCAUAUUGGUGUACAGUUUUGGUGCACCAAUAUGGCCGCCGGAAAUCAACAAAAACAUCUGGAGUUCACUUUUUCUAUAAAAGCUCUUUCUUUUCACUCGAAAACUAGCAUACGUGUGUAUAAACAUAUCGUCUAAUACUUGAAAUGGUUAUACUGCUGAAAAUCAAGAGUAGAGACUUUUUUUUCAAUGAGACAGCAUUCCUAUUUUGGUGUCACGCACUGUGAAAACUCGGAAGUUCAAAUUGCUGUAUUUUCGAAACGAAACAUGCUAAGGGAAUGGAAACUUGUACAAAGAUUUAUUUUUUGUUUGUCUUCAACCCAGUGUAAACAAGAACUCACAAAACCUCGCUAUUUUGACUUUACAAUUUGAUGACGUCACUGUGAAAACCAUCUAUUUUUUCAACUCUUACCAAACGCACUCCCCUAUCGUAGUUCGGAUUUGUUUGGAACCAAGAUAGUUUCAAGCGAGAGAGGAUAAACCGGUCCUUUCUUAGGCGCAUUUUUGUAACAAGGUAACCCCCGGAGCCCUUGCAGUAAACUCUCAUUUCCUUUAUUUUAAGCCCUCUGUCAAAGGUGCGUCUUCUUUGAUAACAUGUUUCGAUUUUCCUUUUUUAUGCUUAGGUGUAAAGAUGAUUGCUGUGGUCAAGAUAAGUUGAUCCACGCCAGUUCAAAGCAAGCGUUGAAAGCUGAGUUAAGCGGGCUCAACACUCCUGAAUUCCAAUGUUCAGAACUCUCAGAGUUGUCGUUUUCAGAGAUAACCAAAGAUUUGCAGAAGCGGGACAGGGUGUGA
This is a messenger RNA of Porites evermanni, 1705 nucleotides long. NCBI's taxonomy places the organism in Eukaryota, Metazoa, Cnidaria, Anthozoa, Scleractinia, Poritidae. The record is from the annotation of a GenBank genome assembly.